Messenger RNA from Mastomys coucha (southern multimammate mouse), 2738 nucleotides. It is a transcript of the gene Trim47, whose product is annotated as tripartite motif containing 47. Lineage: Eukaryota; Metazoa; Chordata; Mammalia; Rodentia; Muridae. The record is from RefSeq and is a predicted model, not a curated record. The transcript is spliced from 6 exons. Gene Ontology annotation, molecular function: zinc ion binding. Bases 499 to 2439 code for a protein of 646 amino acids.
AACAGACACAUACCAGCAGUAAUUUUUUUUUCUAUAUGUCAGCAACUCGGGAACUUUGCUAACUGUACCUGGGAGGGGUCUGGAGGGAAAAGGUGCUGGCUACAGGGCUGAGCACGCCCACCAAUCCCAUGGCACGCGGCUGACCAAGAGGAGGAUGGAGGAUUGAAUGUUCUCUCAACCUUCUUCCCAUGCAUCCCCUCACUUUCUCGCUCUGGGUCCUCUCUUUUCAUCACCCUCGGGCAAUCCCACCGCCCACACCCACGCUGGGUGGAGGGCUCAAAAGGGUCGUGCUCCCCCGGAAGACUGGCUUGCCCCGCGGCAUCUGCUGACCAGUGGGGUGCUUCGGCGGUGAGCCGCAUUGGGGCGAGCAGAGCUGCGGAGGGGUAAGAGGGGGCCGGACCUUUGGCCUGGGUCCCAGGGGGCGGUGCCAGGCGCGAACCGUCCCAGGUCCCUCCCAGGCGGGAGCAGCACAGGCGGUGCCCGGGUAGCGGCGGAGCCAUGGACGGCAGCGGGCCUUUCAGCUGCCCCAUCUGCCUGGAACCGCUCCGGGAGCCGGUGACUCUACCCUGCGGCCACAACUUCUGCCUCGCUUGCCUGGGCGCGCUCUGGCCGCACCGGAGCGCGGGCGGCACCGGUGGUUCCGGAGGUCCGGCUCGCUGCCCGCUUUGCCAGGAGCCUUUCCCCGACGGCCUGCAGCUCCGCAAGAACCACACGCUGUCCGAGUUGCUGCAGCUCCGCCAGGGCUCGGGCCCGGGCCCGAUGUCCGCCCCGGCUUCAGGCUCGGUCCCGGGCGCCACGCCCGAGCCCUCCGCGCCCAGCGCACCACCUCCGGCUCCGGAGCCUUCGGCUCCCUGCGCGCCGGAGCAGUGGCCCGCGGGUGAGGAGCCGGUGCGCUGCGACGCGUGCCCCGAGGGCGCCGCCCUGCCCGCCGCGCUCUCCUGCCUCUCCUGCCUCGCCUCCUUCUGCUCCGCGCAUCUCGCCCCGCACGAACGCAGUCCCGCCCUGCGCGGCCACCGCCUGGUCCCCCCGCUGCGCCGGCUGGAGGAGAGCCUGUGUCCGCGCCACCUACGGCCCCUGGAGCGCUACUGUCGCGUGGAGCGUGUGUGCCUUUGCGAGGCCUGUGCCACUCAGGAGCAUCGCGGCCAUGAGCUCGUGCCGCUGGAGCAGGAGCGCGCGCUUCAGGAGCGUGGUCCCCAGGUAGAGCAGUCCAAAGUCCUGAGCGCUGUGGAGGACCGCAUGGAUGAGCUGGGUGCCGGCAUUGCUCAGUCCCGCCGUACUGUGGCCCUCAUUAAGAGCGCAGCUGUGGCAGAGCGGGAGAGGGUGAGCCAGAUGUUUGCCGAGGCCACGGCCACCCUUCAGAGCUUCCAGACCGAAGUGCUGGGGUUCAUCGAGGAGGGAGAGACUAGUAUGUUGGGCCGGUCCCAGGGUGACCUGCGUAGACAAGAGGAGCAGCGCUGCCGCCUAAGCAGGGCUCGUCACAACCUCAGUCAGGUUCCAGAGGCGGAUUCAGUGAGCUUUCUCCAGGAGCUCCUGGCACUACGGCUGGCCCUAGAGGAGGGGUGCGGCCCUGGGCCUGGGCCCCCCAGGGAACUCAGCUUCACCAAGUCCUCCCAAGUGGUCAGAGCAGUGAGAGACAUCCUUGUCUCGGCCUGUGCCAGCCAGUGGGAGCAGCUGCGGGGGCUGGGCAGCGAUGAGGAUGGGCUACAGAAACCUGGCUCAGAAGCUGAUGUGGAGUCCCAGGACCCUGACAGCACCAACCUGCUAGAGAGUGAGGCUCCUAGGGAUUAUUUCCUCAAGUUUGCCUACAUCGUGGACCUGGACAGCGACACAGCAGACAAAUUCCUGCAGCUUUUUGGAACCAAAGGUGUCAAGAGAGUACUAUGUCCUAUCAACUACCCGGAGUCACCCACCCGCUUCACACACUGCGAGCAGGUGCUAGGAGAGGGCGCCUUGGACCGCGGCACCUACUACUGGGAGGUGGAGAUCAUCGAAGGAUGGGUCAGUGUGGGUGUCAUGGCGGAGGGCUUCUCCCCGCAAGAGCCCUACGACCGGGGCCGGCUGGGCCGGAACGCGCACUCCUGCUGUCUGCAGUGGAAUGGGCGUGGCUUCUCAGUCUGGUUCUGCGGGCUGGAGGCCCCGCUACCCCAUGCCUUUUCGCCCACGGUCGGGGUCUGUCUGGAGUAUGCCGACCAUGCCCUGGCCUUCUAUGCUGUUCGAGACGGAAAGUUGAGCCUUCUUCGGAGGCUCAAAGCCUCCCGACCUCGCCGCAGUGGUGCCCUGGCCUCCCCCACUGACCCUUUCCAGAGUCGCCUGGACAGCCAUUUUUCAGGGCUCUUCAACCACAGGCUCAAGCCUGCCUUUUUCCUGGAGAGUGUGGACGCCCAUCUGCAGAUUGGACCCCUCAAGAAAUCGUGCAUAUCCGUGCUGAAGAGGAGGUGAUGCGCGGCUGUGCCAUCCCGCAGCGGCUUUGCCCAUAUUUGUGGGAGAAGGCGCCAGCCUCAGACCCCCCCGCACCCCUCCCCCCGCACAAGCUGCCUUUCUUCUCGAAGCCUCCGCUUCUGUAACUAGACCUUCCACUUCGCAAGGUAGGGGUCUCCAGCCCCUGCUCCUUGCAGGGCUUGUUUUGAGAACAGAUCUUUUUAGCUGGGACAAUUCCAGUCUGUCCCAGCCCCUUCUUUUCCAGGUCUCUAGAACUACCUGGCACAUAGUAGGUGCUCAAUAAACAUUUGUUGAAUGAA